AUGGCGGCGGCUGGCGGCGUUCGUGGCUCCGAGCCUGGGCUGGCUUCGGCGCCGGGCAGCGCCGGCGACACCACCGUCCUCGGCAGCGCCACGCUGUGGCCCUUGAAGCGCUACGGUCGCUUCCUGCCCCCGAAGGACGGUGACGAUGAAGGGCAAAGCACCUCUUGGAAGGUGUUUGAAUCAAAUGAAGAAUCAGGCCCUCUUGUCCUUACCAUUGUGGAGUCUGGCCAUUUCUUUAUUUCUCAAGGGCGAACAGUUCUGGAAGGCUUUUCCCUGAUUGAUUCCCACAAGUGGCUGAAGAUAGUGAGGAGAGCAGACUGCCUGCUGCUCCAGGCACAGGCCAAGAACGAGUGCCGCAUGUUCCGUGUGCAGUUCGGAGGGAGCUCCAAGGAGGAGAUGCGGGAACACUGCUGCAGCUGUGUCCACAAACUCAGCGAGUACGUCCCGGUGCAGGGGGCUGAGCAGAGCCAGCAGCUCGGCCACGGCCUCAGCCAGGACACCCCGGGCAUGGACACCGAGCACGCAGCAGAUGAGCCUCUCCCAGACUCCUGCACAAGCCUUGGAGAAAGAAGAUCUGUAGCACAGCUCUCACAGCGCGUGCUGCGGCAGCGGCCGGGGCUGCCCGCGGCGUCCCGGCACCCGGCGUGGAGCGCCCGGGAGCUGGGGCCCUUCAUCCGCCUCUGCCUCAUGGACCAGCACUUCCCAGCCUUCGUGGAGGACGUGGAGAAGGAGCUGCAGAGACUCGCCGAGGAGUGAGGCGAGCCUGGCGCAGCAUGGGGGGCGCGCAGCU
Molecule: messenger RNA, 790 nt
Organism: Cinclus cinclus
Lineage: Eukaryota; Metazoa; Chordata; Aves; Passeriformes; Cinclidae
Gene: REC114
Product: REC114 meiotic recombination protein
Exons: 6
Coding region: 1-756 (251 amino acids)
Source: RefSeq, a predicted model, not a curated record